AUGGGGCCAUCCAACACAGAUGGGCCGCUGGCAAAGCGUCAGAGAGUCGCUGCUCCCGCUCCCACAUCCAAGGCGCGCGCGAAUGUUUCGCGCAUAUUUGCCCCAUUCCGAAUUACAACAUCGGUCGGCAGAGCACUACAAACCUACGACCUGAAGCGUGGUCUGAACCUCGUCUUCGUUACCCGGCCCGAAACCCCCGCCGUAAUUACCGCCACUUUUGCCUGGAAAGAAAAGGAUUUUGCUGCAUGGGGUGGAGGAGAUAUCUCUGGACCCAAAGGCCUCUGGGUCUUCCAAAGAGGCAAAAAGGUCGACGAACUUUCCCUCCCGGCCGACCUUGACGAGCCUAUUCAGCAGAUCCUGAUCUUUGGAACAUGGCUGGUUGCCUGCGCUUCGACACGAAUCGAAAUCUUCAAAUCGGCGACUCUUGAGCAUUACACUACAAUCCACACUAUGGCGGCAGCCAACGGCGACAACAGAAUCACCGGUGGCGUGACAAUGAUGCCGACCCUCUUGAACAAAAUCCUCGUUGGUCGCAAGGACGGUUGGGUUGAAAUUUGGAAUGUCAGCACCGGAAAGCUCAUUUACACUCUUCUGCCACGAAUUCCCGAUGCUGGUUCUGUCACUUGCCUCGAACCGAGCCCGGCGCUUUCCCUUCUCGCCAUUGCUUAUUCGUCCGGCGCAUUGAUAGUCACGAAUGUGCUUACCGAUAAGCCGUUGCUCGAAAUAGAAGCCGGGAAUCCAGAAGCCCCCAUCACUUCCAUCUCGUUCCGCACUGAUGGAAUGGGUGCUGGAACGGAUGGGCGCAAAGAAGGCGUCAUGGCAACCGCUACUACCGCCACGGGAGAUGUCACAUUCUGGGAUCUGAAUGGCGGUGGCCGGGUUAUGAGUGUCCUACGAAGUGCACACAAUCCUCCCACGAGCGAUGGGUCUACUGUAAGGGGAGGUAUAAGCAGAAUCGAAUUCCUACCUGGCCAGCCGGUUAUUCUUACUAGCGGCCUGGACAACUCCCUGAAAUCUUGGAUCUUCGAUGCCAGUCCAUUUUCGCCUGUCCCCAGGGUUUUGCACUCGCGCAGCGGCCAUUCUGGACCUGUCAAUUGCCUGACAUUCUUGCCGUCUGAUUUUGACGGCGCUGAAGCUGGCAACAAAUGGCUAAUCAGCGGUGGCCGUGAUAGAAGCCUUUGGGGUUGGAGUUUGCGCCGCGAUGGCCAAAGUGCCGAGCUUAGUCAAGGUAAUAUCCGCAAGAAGGCCAAGAAGGUUGGUAUUCUUGCCACCAAUGCUACCGCGCACGGGAUGACUACGACAAUCGAAGACCUCAAGGCACCCGAGAUUACUUGCAUUGCAACUUCAAUAAACCGCGACGGUGGAAUUGGUGCCCUCCCUGGCAAACAACCAAUUUGGCAAAAGGGGGGUGCUCAGAAGAAACCUCUUGAUGCUGAGGUUAGCGGCAUGACUGGCUGGGAAAGUGUCGUGACAGCACACAAGGGCGAUGCGUAUGCCAGGACCUGGUUUUGGGGACGUCGCCGAGCCGGACGCUGGGCUCUCCCCACCGGCGAUGGAUCUCAUGUUUCGACUGUUGCAAUCAGUCCUUGCGGCACAUUCGCGGUGGUUGGGUCGGAGGAGGGUGGGCUGGAUAUGUACAAUCUCCAGUCCGGCACUCAUCGCCAGCGCUAUCCCUCUAAAUUGACGCCUGCACAGGCUCGUCAAGUGAAGGCUCAACAAUUACGACAGGGUGAUGAAUCUGUGUUAUCACACAAGGGCAGUGGUAAGAAAUUCUUGCCUGGCACCGGAAAGCACACAAAGGCCAUUACCGGCCUAGUUGUCGAUUCUAUGAACAAAUACGUGAUAUCCAGCGGAAUGGACGGCAAGAUCAAAUUUUGGGAUUUCUUGACUGGCACGCUACUGGACCAACUUGACUGGGCGCCUAUGACCCGGCCAACGCGCUGCCGCUACCACCCAGGCAGUAACCUGCUUGCCUUUUCCUGUGACGAUAACUCUGUCCGCGUCGUGGAUAUUGAAACGAAGCGGACUAUCAGAGAGUUCUGGGGCCCCCAAGAUGCCAUCAACGAUAUAUGCUUCUCAACUGAUGGGAGAUGGGUUAUUGCCGCCUCGAAAGACUGUCUUGUUCGGAUAUGGGACCUCCCAACAAGUCAUCUGAUUGAUGCUAUCCGUCUCACCAAGCCAUGCAAUGCUAUUGCCAUGUCAGCUACGGGCGAAUACCUGGCAGCAAGCAUUGAUGACGAACAAGGUGUCGCUUUGUGGACUAACAAGGCACUGUUCAAACAUGUGCCAACUCGACAGAUAUCCGAGAAAGACCUCGCAGUACUGCGUGGGCCUACCGUUUCCGGUGAGACUAGUGAAGGAAUGUUGGAAGGUGCCUUUGAAGACGAAGAAGAGGACGAAGAUGCAGGCCUGGUUGCCCCUACGGUUGACCAGUUGAGCUCCGAGAUGACAACACUCAGUCUUGUCCCCAAGAGUAGAUGGCAAACACUUCUGCAUCUGGAUCUGAUAAAGGAGCGAAACAAGCCAAAGGAAGCACCCAAGGCGCCCGAAAAGGCACCCUUCUUCUUGCCAUCUGCCGGUAGCAAACAAGCACUCGCGGAUAAGGCCCAGCAAGAUGGAGCAGAUGACGGGGGGCGGUCUCGAAUCACUAAACUCGAACAAGCCCGACUGGAAGAAGUUUUCAGUUCAAAGCUUCGAGUAGGGGCGGAGAGCGGCAAUUACGACGAGUUUAUUGAUCAUCUAAAGGGGCUAUCGCCCUCGAGCGCUGACCUUGAACUACGAUCACUAUCAAUUGGCAGAGGGAGUGACGAAACCAAUGAGCUUUUGCACUUCAUUCGUGCCCUGAUCUAUAGACUCAAGGCGAGACGAGACUACGAGCUUAAUCAGGCUUGGAUGACUGUAUUUCUACGGCUUCAUUUCGAUCUUGUCUUGGGCAACGCGACGUUGUUGGCAGCUCUCCAGGAGUGGAAGACACUACAAGAACGGGAGGGAAGCCGGUUGAAUGAGUUGGUUGGAUAUUGCGGUGGCGUUGGAAAGAACCGUCGCGGCGGCGGUAGUGGUCGUGGUGGCGGCCACGGCGGCGGCAACACAUGGCGUGACUAUCCUCCUCUGAAGAAGGAGAAUGAGCAUCUCGAGAAUUUUUACAACACGCUGCUUCAGCUUCCCGAGGAGGAGAAGCAGCAGUUCUGGGAUGCCCUCAAGCGCGAGCUUCCCAACAGCUUCCGCUUCUGCGGCUCCAAGGGACACGCUCUGGCCGUCAAGAGACUUUUGCGAACGAGAUAUAUCCCCGAAAUUACCAACAUUGAGCACCAGGAUGGCCGACCCGUCGAGCCGCCUAUGCCCGUUCCCUGGUACCCUGACGAGCUCGCCUGGUGGAUGACGACCCCCAAGAAUGUCGUCCGCAAGUUCCCGCCCUUUGCCGCUUUCCAGAAGUUUCUCGUCUCCGAGACCAGUGUCGGAAAUAUCAGUCGUCAAGAGGUUGUCUCCAUGAUCCCUCCCAUGCUCAUGGACCUCAAGCCCGGCAUGACUGUGCUCGACAUGUGCGCUGCCCCCGGAAGCAAGUCGGCGCAGCUGCUGGAGAUGAUCCACGUCGGCGAAGAGUCGCGCGUGCGCAAAGUCUUGCGCCAGUUCGCGCAAGAAGACGGUCUUGUUCUUGGCGACGAAACCAAGGAAGAGAUCGAGGCCGACCUCGAAGCCGACCCUUCUGACCAGGGCCGCGCCACCGGCCUGCUGAUUGCCAACGAUGCUGACUAUAAGCGCGGCCACAUGCUUGUUCACCAGCUCAAGCGCCUCUCGUCGCCUAACCUCUUAGUUACGAAUCACGAUGCCACCCAGUUCCCAUCCAUCAAGCUCCCUCCCUCGCCCAACACACCAGACAAGCCCAACUACCUGAAGUUUGAUCGCAUUCUUGCCGAUGUGCCCUGCUCCGGUGAUGGAACGCUUCGCAAAAACGCGAACUUGUGGAAGGAUUGGCAGCCAGGUAGUGCUCUGGGCCUGCACGCCACUCAAAUUCGCAUCCUUGUGCGCGCUCUGCAGCUGCUCAAGGUCGGUGGUCGCGUUGUCUACUCUACCUGCAGCAUGAACCCUGUCGAGAACGAGUCGGUCAUUGCGUCCGCCAUUGAGAGAUGCGGCGGCCCCGGCAGCGUUGAAAUUAUCGACUGCAGCGACCAGCUCCCCGGCCUGAAGCGUGUUCCUGGCAUGAAGGAGUGGAAGAUCAUGGACAAGGGUCAUCGGAUCUGGGGCUCUUGGGAGGAGGUGGAGCAGUUUGCCAAGGAGAGCAACGAGGGUGUUGUUCCCGGUCGUGUCUCCCAAACAAUGUUCCCCAAGCUUGAAGGCUCUGAGGCCUACGGACUUCCUCUGGAACGGUGCAUGAGAGUGUACUCGCAUCUGCAAGAUACCGGCGGCUUCUUCAUCACCGUGCUCGAGAAGAAGACUGAUUUCAAGGCCAAGAACGAGAAUGAGCGCAAGCCCCCUGUACCGGCCUCUAAUGGAGACGACAAAACCCCUGCUGAGGGGACUGAGAAGCCCACCGAGGCCGAGAAGCCGAAGGAGCCUGCUGUGACGACCGCGGAAACAGCCACGGAGGAUGCCAAGAUGGAGGAGGCUAACAGCACCUCUGGCAAGCGUCCUCUUGAGGAGGAGCCAGCUGAUGCCGAAGCUGCCAACAAGAAGCUCAAGACAGAAGCGGACUCGUCUGCCGCCGCCACACCACUGCCCAAGCCUGACCCUACCCACAAGCAGCUAAAGAAGCAGGGCCCCGUCGAGGAGCCAUUCAAAUACCUGGAUCCCUCCCACCCAACGAUCCAAAAUAUCAUCGACUUCUACAAGCUGUCGCCUCGCUUCCCGACGAACCGGUACAUGGUACGCAACGAGAUGGGCGAGCCAGCCAAGGCCAUCUACUACACCACAGAGCUUACGCGCGACAUCCUGACGGAGAACGAGGGCCGCGGUAUCAAGAUCAUCCACGGCGGCGUGCGCAUGUUCAUGAAGCAGGACGCGCCGUCGGCCGAGGUGUGCCGCUGGCGCAUCCAGUCGGAGGGCAUGCCGAUUCUUCAGGGCUACGUCGGCGAGACGCGCAUCGUGCGGCUGCGCAACAAGGAGACACUGCGCCGGCUGCUCAUCGAGAUGUUCCCCAAGAUCAACGAGGACGCGUGGCGCGCCUUUGACGAGAUCGGCCCGCGCGUGCGUGACGUCGGCAUGGGCUGCUGCGUGCUCCGCGUCGAGCCCGAGGUCGGCGUCGACCCGGACUUUUCCGAGUCCAUGGCCCUGCCGCUCUGGAAGAGCAUCCACUCGCUCAACCUCAUGCUGCCCAAGGAGGACCGGGCCGCCAUGCUGCUCCGCAUCUUCAACGACACCACGCCGCUCGUCAACAUCGCGCAGCAGCUGCAGCAGAAGAGCGAGGCCGCGAAGAAGGAGGCUGCCGAGAGGGAGGCCGCCGAGUCGAAGACGGAAGGCGCGGAUGGUGCCGAGGAGCAGGAAGCGCUGGACAAUGCCGACGUGGAGGACCUGCCCAGCCCGGAAUAG
This is a messenger RNA of Cordyceps fumosorosea ARSEF 2679, 5523 nucleotides long. Its product is annotated as WD repeat containing protein 36. Gene Ontology annotation, molecular function: tRNA (cytidine-N5)-methyltransferase activity; RNA binding; protein binding. The coding region runs from base 1 to 5523 and encodes 1840 amino acids. The transcript is spliced from 5 exons. The record is from RefSeq and is a predicted model, not a curated record. NCBI's taxonomy places the organism in Eukaryota, Fungi, Ascomycota, Sordariomycetes, Hypocreales, Cordycipitaceae. Gene Ontology annotation, biological process: RNA methylation; rRNA processing. Gene Ontology annotation, cellular component: Pwp2p-containing subcomplex of 90S preribosome; small-subunit processome.